Messenger RNA from Cotesia congregata, 517 nucleotides. The record is from the annotation of a GenBank genome assembly. Lineage: Eukaryota; Metazoa; Arthropoda; Insecta; Hymenoptera; Braconidae.
GGCACUUUACUAUCACUUCACGAAAUUGUAUAGGUCUGAGGUUUGGUGUGUGUGUCUGAACUUUUACAUGUGUUAUUUUGUAUGUAGUAGGAAUUGUUCGAAGGAUUAUUUAUACUUUGAUACUGCCAACAAUCAUGACAACAAACUGGUCAUUGCGGAUAUUUUAUUAUCGAUCAUUCCGUUUCGCGGUAACACUCCUACGAACUUUGUGGCUGGGGUAUUGCAGUUUCAACUUUAUCGAGGUCUAUGCCAAGCCGCAGGUCAGCGGUCACCCAAUGAUCCUAGGCGACCGCUUCAUAAGUGCGAUUUUUACAGAAGUCCUCAGGCUGGACGUGUUUUAGCAAGAUUGAUGGAGAAAGGAUCCUCGAGACCGUGGCAGGACACACUCCAAGAGGCGAUCGGUGAAUUUAGAUUGGACGGUGACGCACUAAGAGAAUUCUUCAGGCCUCUGGAGGAUUGGCUGAGAACGGAAAACCUCAGAAGCGGAGAAGUCGUCGGCUGGUCUUACGGUAACAAC